Molecule: messenger RNA, 999 nt
Organism: Trichomonas vaginalis G3
Lineage: Eukaryota; Parabasalia; Trichomonadida; Trichomonadidae
Product: intracellular auxin transport
Exons: 1
Coding region: 1-999 (332 amino acids)
Biological process (GO): transmembrane transport
Cellular component (GO): membrane
Source: RefSeq, a predicted model, not a curated record
AUGACGAACUACGUGAAUGUUAUCCAAGUAGGUGUAUCAAUGCUUUUAAUCAUUGCUGUUGGAUUUAUCCUCGCCAAAUUAAAAAUAGUUACACUCAAAGAUAGUGGUUCCUUAAAUGGAGUUGUUUUCUUCAUCGGUUUUAUGCCGCUUAUCAUCAGAGGUAUUGCCCCCAAGAAAUUAAAAGAGUUAGACUUCCAACCUUUCGGUAUCGCAGCCUUAAUGUCGAUUUCAACUUACAUUUCAGUUGCUUUUAUGAUGGUUUAUCCCUUCAAAGAUCGUCUUCAAGCAUACCUCAGUACAGUUUUCCCAUGCGCAUACAUUAAUUACAUCAUUUCCGGUAUCCCUGUUUUCAAUGCUCUCUGGCCCGCAAAAGAGAAUGUCAUGGUUUCAAUGAUGAUGAUUUCUAACGAUCUUAUUUCAUCACCAAUCUUCUUAAUUAUGGUUGGUAUCUACGGAGUUGUCGCAUCAAACAGAAAAAGAGUUGAAAAUGGCUUACCGCCUGAAAAAUUCUCAUUCGCAAUCAUUGGAAAAGUUCUUCUUGGUGUUAUCAAAUCUCCUAUUCUUAUUGGUAACGUAAUCGGUAUCAUUUACUCCGCUUGCAAUAUCCAAUAUCCGAUUUUCCUUGAUAGACUCUUCCAAUAUGCUGGUGAUAUGGUUUUCGCCCUCGCUCUUGUCUGUGUUGGCGUCUUCCUUGCUCAGCACUCCCUUAUUUCUUGCGGUUGGUUACAAUUCAUCUUUUGCAUCAUUGUUAGAUGCUUCAUUGGCCCAAUGUUUGCAGGCUUAUGGUGCAAGGCUCUUGGUAUGAGUGCACACGUUGCUAGACAAUGCAUGAUCAUCGGUGCACAACCAACGGCCGUCGCAUCUUAUGCUAUUACAUCUGGCGCUCAUCUUGGUGAAGGUUGCGCUUCAACAAUGAUUUUCUGGACUACUGUUCUUUGUGUCCCAACACUUAUUGUUUGGUUCUCAAUCCUCGAUGGAUUGAAGAUUUAUGUUGAAUAA